GACACGACGGGAAUCGUAGUUCCAUUGGGGAACAUGCGGCGUGCAUGCGCGGACGAGGUUGUAAAAGGGAGGGUGGAAGAGAAGAUGCUCAGGUGAGGCAGGAACCGGGAAGCGUCCGGAUUGAGAAUGGCAGGAACAGGCUUUGAGUGGCAGGGAUGAGGAGCCGCCAGCGCAUGUACUCUGCUGUCAUGCGCUUUUUCCUGAAGUGCCUGCGGAUAGGUCAGCGGCGCCGGUUUUGGCUGACCCGGCACGUUCAACAGCUGUGGCUGUAUGGCCGUCUCUGCAUGCGCUCCUUGGUCUACAAUUCCUUUGCUGAUGGUGACACUGCUCUUGAUGCCCUCUUUGAACCUAUCUAUUGGCUGGUGGAUCAUGUCACCCGGUGGUUUGGCGUGGUGUUUGUGGCUCUCGUGAUCACACUGACUAGCUCCGUGGUGGUCAUAGUGUACGUCUGCCUCCUGCCACUCGUCCUGCAAACGUAUCCCCUUCUCUGGGUCUUUUGGCAUUUUAUCUAUGGCCACUGGAACCUUGUCAUGAUUGUCUUCCACUACUACAUGGCCAUUACUACACAGCCUGGUUGUCCCCCACAGCAGUCAAAGAGCGAUGUUGUUGCUGUAUCCAUCUGCAGGAAAUGCAUUUCCCCAAAGCCUGCCCGGACUCACCACUGCAGCAUCUGCAACAGGUGUAUAUUGAAGAUGGACCAUCACUGCCCAUGGCUGAACAACUGCGUGGGGCACUUCAACCAUCGCUACUUCUUCUCCUUCAUGCUGUUCAUGACCAUGGGCUGCAUCUACAGCAGUGUCAGCGGUUGGGACCUGUUCUGGGAGGCCUAUGCGGCCAUUGAGAAAAUGAAACUGCUUGACAAGGAGAGACUGCACGUGGCUGCCAAUCAGACUUACUCUCAGACACCGCCACCUACCUUCUCCUUCCGCCAGCGAGCUUUCCACAAGAGUAUAGUGUAUGCCUGGGUCCUUUGCAGUUCAGUAGCCUUGGCUUUAGGUGCCCUCAUGAUCUGGCAUUCUGUCCUCAUCACGCGUGGCGAGACCAGCAUUGAAAGACAUAUCAAUCGCAAAGAAAAAAGAAGGCUGAGAUUGAAGGGCAAGGUGUUUCGAAAUCCAUACAACUAUGGCCCUUUAGGGAAUUGGAAAGUUUUCCUGGGCGUGGAGACACAAAGGCACUGGAUUACUCGAUUUCUGCUGCCAUCUACCCAUCCACCCUAUGGUACUGGCCUGAAUUGGGACACCCCACCCUGCGUAGCUGAACAGAAGGCUCCUCUGUUGGCGAUCUGAGUUAAAUAAGGAAUGGAUUACACCUACUGAUGCAAGACUAAAGGCCGCAGGUUGCUCUCACUGAGAAGCAUAACAGAAAGUUCAAUGCCUGAAGUGACCUAAUUCACUCUUGCAGGAUCAUCUGAAGUGAACUGCUUACUGCAACAGCCUUAGGAAGAAAGCCGAGGAACCCCCAGCUGCAGGCGGCUGAGGUGAAACAAGGAUGUCUUGCUCACAUCUGUUUGUGUUUAUGAACAUGAUCCCUGCCUGAACCUCUAGGACAAAGUGGUGUUGUUCCCAAUGGGAUGAUAGCAUCUGCCCUGCAAUCCUCACCCCCAAAACUCAUGGAGGCUGGCUGACAUGCCAGGGUCCUGCCGCUGCCCCUCUAAGGCAGGAUUUUUUUUAAAAAAAAUGUAGAAAUAAAAACUUUUUAACA
Messenger RNA from Anolis carolinensis (green anole), 1701 nucleotides. RefSeq names its product zinc finger DHHC-type palmitoyltransferase 16 (gene zdhhc16). The coding region runs from base 156 to 1286 and encodes 376 amino acids. The transcript is spliced from 11 exons. Gene Ontology annotation, biological process: protein palmitoylation. NCBI's taxonomy places the organism in Eukaryota, Metazoa, Chordata, Lepidosauria, Squamata, Anolidae. Gene Ontology annotation, cellular component: Golgi apparatus. Gene Ontology annotation, molecular function: palmitoyltransferase activity. The record is from RefSeq and is a predicted model, not a curated record.